Messenger RNA from Theileria parva strain Muguga, 1477 nucleotides. RefSeq names its product vacuolar membrane family protein. The coding region runs from base 290 to 1462 and encodes 390 amino acids. Lineage: Eukaryota; Apicomplexa; Aconoidasida; Piroplasmida; Theileriidae. The record is from RefSeq and is a predicted model, not a curated record. Gene Ontology annotation, cellular component: membrane. The transcript has a single exon.
UUUUGAUUUUUCAGCGUUCUUGUUUUCAUCAAUAAAAGUUUUAUUUAUUUUAUUUAUUAAUUUCACUAUUUUAUUGUGAGUUUAAUUUCAUUCUUACAACAAUGUAAGUCUUUAUACUCUUAUUUGUUUUUAUUUUUUCUUUUUAUUUGAAUUUUUAAUCAAUAUUUUUCACCUAUGUUUUUAAAAUCUACUGAAAAAUUAAAUUUAUUUUAACUUUAACCAUUUUAUGGGAUAAUUUUUUUAUAAUUUAAAAGAUCUUAUCGCAUAUACUUUUAAUAUUCACUUUUUAAUGGGAGAAAUCAAUAAUAUUUCUCCUUCCUUUAUAGACGCCUCACCUGUUCAGGCGAAUGUCGCUAAAAAUUUGGCGAAUUUGGCUAAUAACACACCGACACCCUCUGUCUUGUCAAACGAGGUCUGUACAUUAAUUCCAGGGCUCUUUGGAAUAGGAAUCCAGUUUGUUUUGUGUGCAAUUUCAGUUUUAAUUUUACUAUUGAAGUACUAUUUUGAGUUUCCGAGGAGACCGAAGAAGGUGUUUUUUAUGGAUUUUGUACAACUGAUGUGCGGAUCAAGCACAGUUCACCUCCUGAACAUAAUUUCAUCAAUCUUAAUAAAUAAGAUAAGGCUGGGCGGAGACGGUUCAUUUGUUCAGGACGAAUGCAAUAUGUACUUUAUGACAACAGUCUUUGACGCAACAAUUGGCGUUUACAUAGAGUAUAGAAUAGUUAGGUAUUUGGCCAUAAAGAAGGCCGCAAGUAAUUAUUUAAAGAAUAAUCGUAAGUCUAAGUUCACUCCCACAUCGCAAGAGUUGGCUGAUGCAAAGAAGUUUGCAAUAAACUCCUUAAACUCAACCCACUCUGGUUUCCUCACUGGAACCUCUAGUAUAUCGACAACAGCAAGCAUUAAUCCAAUGUUUGAGUUUGGCAAACAUAACCACAACGAGCUAGGUGAACAUAACGUAGAAGUGGAUUCGAGGGAAAUAUUUAUCCAAAAUAAGCCAAACGUGGGUAAGGACCUUGAGGCUCUUGACUCUAGACGAACUUCCAUCAAUGACCAGUUCUUACAUGAUUUAGAUGAUAACAAUGGUAAUGAGGGUAAUGAAGAUGACCUUCUCAUUGACGAUAGCCUCCCAAAUCCUAGUUUUUACUCUAAUUAUUUUUUGUACAAUAUUAAUUCACUAUACGCCAAGUUUAACAAGUGGUCCAAUAAAAGGAACAAUAAAGAGUUUUUACUAAACCUUUACACCUGGUUAAUCAUUGUUUCUGGUUUAAAGUGCGUUUCAAUCAUUUUGUUUACCAUCUUUUCAUACCAGAUUAAUUUAAUCACUUCUUACAUUUUACACCCCUUCAAUGAAUCUCACCGUCUUAAGCUUAUUUUUGUCAUGAUUGUUUCUCCCUUGUUCUUAAACGUCUUUCAGUAUUAUGUUACUGACUCGAUUAUUAAGAUUAAAAUACCCUUGAGUUAAUGUCAUACACAUUUA